AUGCCCAUCUGGAUCCAAAAAACAGCACAGAAGAGUCUCCUCAGAGGCAUCAGCUGUGAGAAACUUGCAUUUCUUCAGGACAGUUACACAGAAAACAGGCUCAGCAGCUGGAACACAGGCAAGCGUUCCUCACGCAUCUGCAUCGCUCCAAUUCAAAUUCUCUACAGCAGGCAGCGGGCGCACGGCGAGCCCCAGGGCCACCGCCACGAGCCCCACGGCCACCACCGCGGGGAGGCCGCCCGCCGAGAGCCACCCCAGGAGGCCGCCGAGAGCAUCCAUGUGGGAAGCAGCCACGUGCCAGCCCCGCAGCACCAACACAGGGCGGUCCCCGCUCCGCAACGCGGCCGCGUUAGCGAAAACGGCCGCUUCUGUCGUGCGUUUUCACCGCGUUUCCCCAGGCGGGGCCAGAGGGAAGAGGACGGAGCAGCAAGGAUGGCCACGGGGACGGUUCUGAUCACGGGAGGAGGCGGUUACUUUGGCUUCCGUUUAGGUUGUGCCAUGUACGAGAAGGGAGUUGAUGUGAUUCUGUUUGAUGUCGUGAAGCCGACUCAGGCGGUGCCGGAGGGAGUCAGGUUCGUGCAGGGCGAUGUCCGUCGUCUCUCUGAAGUGGAAGAGGCUCUCAGAGAUGUAAUCUGCGUCUUCCAUAUCGCUUCCUAUGGGAUGUCUGGCAGGGAGCAGCUGAACCGAAAACUCAUAGAAGAUGUUAACGUGAAAGGCACGGAAAAUGUCAUCCAGGCCUGCAAGACCUCGGGAGUGUCAAGUCUGGUUUAUACAAGUACAUACAAUGUGAUAUUUGGGGGCCAGAUUAUAGAAAAUGGGAACGAGUCUCUGCCUUACCUCCCUCUCCAUCUUCAUCCAGAUCACUACUCCCGGACCAAAGCUUUAGCUGAAAUGAAGGUGCUGGAGGCAAAUGGUGCUGAGCUCAGAAAUGGGAAAGGUGUGUUAAGGACUUGUGCUCUCCGACCAGCGGGCAUCUAUGGGCCUGGAGAGCAAAGACACCUUCCAAGAAUAGUUAGUUACAUCGAAAGGGGUCUGUUUAAAUUUGUAUAUGGAGAUCCUCUCAGUUUAGUAGAAUUCGUACAUGUAGAUAAUCUGGUUCAGGCUCAUAUCCUUGCAUCGGAAGCCCUCAAAGCCAACAAAGGACACAUAGCUGCAGGCCAAGCCUAUUUUAUUUCAGAUGGCAGGCCAGUAAAUAACUUUGAAUUUUUCCGGCCUUUAGUAGAAGGCUUGGGUUACAAGUUCCCGACUCUUCGUCUUCCUCUCUCCCUUGUCUAUUUUUUUGCAUUCCUCACUGAAGCAGCUCAUUUUCUUAUAGGUCAUGUUUAUAAUUUUCAACCUCUCCUUACUCGUACAGAAGUUUACAAAACUGGUGUCACGCACUAUUUUAGCAUGGAGAAGGCCAGGAAGGAGCUGGGGUACAAGCCUCAGCAGUUUAACCUAAAUGAAGUAGUUGAGUGGUUUCGAUCUCGGGGAUGUGGAGCAAAGCCAAGGCCGUACACCAUGAACUGCCUUCUCAGGGAUGGAGCGUUGGUCUUGCUCUUGAUAACUCUUUUGGUCUCAUGGUUUCCAGCUGCAGUUACAUUUUCACUCUGAAAGGUGAAACACUUCGGUACUUCAGAAGGACAGAACUUUGUUCUGUUGAG
Messenger RNA from Tinamus guttatus (white-throated tinamou), 1643 nucleotides. RefSeq names its product short chain dehydrogenase/reductase family 42E, member 1 (gene SDR42E1). Gene Ontology annotation, biological process: steroid biosynthetic process. The record is from RefSeq and is a predicted model, not a curated record. Gene Ontology annotation, molecular function: oxidoreductase activity, acting on the CH-OH group of donors, NAD or NADP as acceptor. Lineage: Eukaryota; Metazoa; Chordata; Aves; Tinamiformes; Tinamidae.